AUGAAUCCAACGACCUCGAACCCUCUUGAGGAAGGCGAGGGAGCGGGCAGCACUCACCUGGCUAGCAGUUCUUCGGCCCAAGGUGCGGAAAUGACAUCAUCCGAUAGGGCUGGUGGCUUUGGCGGUAUUCCAGAAGCUCUGCUAUCGAGGUUGAUCAUGGAAAUGCCCGUCGAAGAACACGGGUACAAUGGUCGAAUGAUCUGCGAGAACUGUGAAGAACGGGUUGAGAACUUUGGGUCAUCUUAUUCUACACCAGACAAGAGCCUGGCGACCCAUGGGCCUGAUAAGGGCUUAAACCUAGGAGGCCUUGCAGAGGGCAGUUCUUCCAAACAUGGACGUGCUGGAAAUGCUGAGCAGGAAGCUUACAACAAAAUGAGAGCAUCAUACCAGCAUCUGCAAAUUGAAAACUAUCGUUUGGCCUAUCAGAAUGGUGAACUCAAGGAACAUAUCGCUCAUUUGAUUACUGAGCUGCAGAAAGCGAAUGCAAGGAUACACGAACUCGAGAACCACCCAACCGCCCUGACUCCCGAACUCCAGAAAUAUUUCGAAGGAUUUUAG
Molecule: messenger RNA, 558 nt
Organism: Arthroderma uncinatum
Lineage: Eukaryota; Fungi; Ascomycota; Eurotiomycetes; Onygenales; Arthrodermataceae
Exons: 2
Coding region: 1-558 (185 amino acids)
Source: RefSeq, a predicted model, not a curated record